Molecule: messenger RNA, 2521 nt
Organism: Phalacrocorax carbo (great cormorant)
Lineage: Eukaryota; Metazoa; Chordata; Aves; Suliformes; Phalacrocoracidae
Source: RefSeq, a predicted model, not a curated record
CCCCGCCCCCGAGGGGCGUGUCCGGAAGCGGGGCGGACGCCCAGCGCCGCGGGCCGGGGCCGCGCUCCCGCCGCCAUCGCCGCCAUGGCCUGCGGCGCCUCGGCUGCCGAGUGCCUGCGGGAGUGGGAGGAGCUGCAGGACGGCUACCAGAGCAUCCAGGAUAAUCACAAGCUGUACAAGCAGAAACUUGAGGAGCUAACCAAGCUCCAGGAUGGGAUCUCCAGCUCCAUCGCACGGCAGAAGAAGCGGCUGAAGGAGCUGUCAUUGUCCCUCAAAAAAUGCAAAGCCUACAUGAGUCCCGAACAGGAGGAGUCCAUCCAAGAGACCCAGAGCCUAAUAAAAGAGAGGCAGAAUGUUUUCUUUGAGAUGGAGGCCUAUCUGCCAAAGAAGAACGGGUUGUACCUGAGUCUGGUGCUCGGGAACGUGAACGUCACGCUGCUCAGCAAGCAGGCCAAGUUCGCAUAUAAAGAUGAGUAUGAGAAGUUCAAGCUCUACCUCACCAUCAUCUUACUCAUCGUGUCCUUCUCCUGUCGGUUCCUCCUCAACUCCAGGGUGACCGACGCUGUCUUUAACUUCCUCCUGGUGUGGUAUUACUGCACCCUCACCAUCCGGGAGAGCAUCUUGAUCAACAAUGGAUCCAAAAUCAAAGGCUGGUGGGUUUUCCAUCACUACAUCUCCACCUUCCUCUCAGGUGUCAUGCUGACGUGGCCAGAUGGGCUCAUGUACCAGAUGUUCAGGAAUCAGUUCCUCUCCUUCUCCAUGUACCAGAGCUUUGUGCAGUUCCUCCAGUACUACUAUCAGAGCGGGUGCUUGUACCGGCUGCGAGCACUGGGUGAGAGGCACAACAUGGAUCUGACUGUGGAGGGCUUCCAGUCCUGGAUGUGGAGAGGCCUCACGUUCCUGCUUCCCUUCCUCUUCUUUGGACAGUUCUGGCAGCUCUACAAUGCUGUCACCCUCUUCCGCAUGCUCCAGCACCCAGAAUGCAAGGAGUGGCAGGUCCUCAUGUGUGGCCUCCCCUUCUUCAUCCUCUUCCUGGGGAACUUUUUCACCACCCUCCGUGUUGUCCACCAGAAGUUUCAGAACAAGAACAAAGACAGGAAGCGGAAUUGAAGGGGGGCAGCAUGGGGGCCAGGACUGUUUCCCCCGACCGGCUCUGCUUCCCAUCCCCAUCUCCUCAAUGCCGUCCGGACUCUGGUGUCGCACUGUUCCUUGGAAGCCUGGGUGUGGGACAGAGCUUGGGACCUGCACACAAAUAUACCAUGUGCUGGAUCUGUGCCCGAGUCACUCAGCUGGAGUGAGGAGCACCCUGGAACUCCAGUCCCCUCUGCCUUCAUCCUCCAGGAGAGCAGGGUGCCUGGGGCAGCUGCUCCCCUUGCCUCUGCCCUGAAGACAUUUACCAGGAUGGUUCUCUGGGGUCAAGCCCAGCUCUGCCCCACUGUGGGCAGGGGCAGCCUGGGGUGCCUGGUUUGCAUCACCUCCCUUGGGCCAAGGCAGGUUCCAGGGCUGAUGGCUGUCUCUUACACAGCGCCUGGGGGGGGGUCAACACUCUUCCCUCAUUCCUCCCCAGCCCUACAGCCAGGGCAGCCCCUGUGUGUUGAAGGCAGAGGUAAAGGGGCCCUCGCAUUUCAUAGUCGGGAAGCGAUUGCUUCCCUGGCUGCCCUCUUUACUUUCAAGGGCAGCUGGAGGCCGUGCACAAGCACUGGCUUCUGGCAUACUGUACGCAGUUCCUCCUUCACCUUCAAGGCACAGGGCUGAGGUGGAGGAGCUGUGGCCCUGGGGGGGGGCAGGAGCACCACAGGCCUGAACCAGGCUUCACACCAGAGCAGUGCAGACAGUACCCUGGUCUUGCAUCUCUAGAGGAUGCACAUAUGAAAAUAAAGAGAAGGUGCUGCCAGGGUGGUAUCAGAACAGCUUGCAUGCUCUGCUCUGUGGUUUUGGCUCAUCUGGUAGUAAGUCGUUGACACAAGGUGUUGGGAGAAGAAAAAAAGCCGCCUCCAAAUGUCCCCACAGCAGCCCAUGUGCAGUGGGAAGAGGACAGCAAGUGCUGUGAGCUCCCUGCCAUGGUCCCCCCUGUCCUGCACAGCCCCAUGCCACAGGCUCCGGCCAGAGCUUUGGCCACCCAACGAGCCAAGUGUCGCUGCAGGCUGGGGGAAGAGAAGCUGUACUACCACCAGGCACUCCUGAAGUGUCGGGAACCAAACGGCACAUCCAGCACAGCCGUGCCUCAGAGAUGAGCCAUUUGUGCCCCGCUCAGCACCCCGGGGCAGGGUCUGCCCCAGCUCAGCCUAAACCCAGAGCUGGUGCCUGUUCUCCAGGUUUCCUCCUGGUUAGGAGCCAUUGCUCCUCCUGCCUCCCUCUUCCCUCUGGCUGGGCAGAGAGAGGGCAGGAAGCAAACUACAGAAACAGUGUUUUUAUUCCAAGGGCAAAUGUAUUUAAAUAAUUUACAGUCAUUGGACAGCCUGAAAGUUUUUUCAUGAUUACAUCACAAAGAUGUUAAAGUAAAAACUAUUUUAAAAAUGAC